This is a messenger RNA of Doryrhamphus excisus (bluestripe pipefish), 1959 nucleotides long. RefSeq names its product serine/threonine kinase receptor associated protein (gene strap). Gene Ontology annotation, biological process: spliceosomal snRNP assembly. Gene Ontology annotation, molecular function: protein binding; RNA binding. Gene Ontology annotation, cellular component: SMN complex. NCBI's taxonomy places the organism in Eukaryota, Metazoa, Chordata, Actinopteri, Syngnathiformes, Syngnathidae. The record is from RefSeq and is a predicted model, not a curated record.
CGGAUCACUGGGUAUAUCACUCCCGCAGCAGUUAGAACACAUUGCACGUUGCUAGUUAGUUGCUAUGUUGUAGCUAUUAGCACGGUAGCCAUUCCUUUGCUGGGGAGGGAGACCCACCGUUUUUUCAACAAUUCUCAACUGAUUAUACACCAAAGCAGCAGAUCGACUGCGAAAUAACGGAUACCGCCGAGCAAACUUCGAGUGUGCUUUCCAUUCGUCGUUAGCUUAGCCAGCCAGCCAGCCAGCUAGCUAGCUAGCAGCUCCAGUGCUAACCGGCUCUUCGUCCUCGAAGCGAACCGUCACCCGGCCGGCUGGAGCACCAUGGCAAUGAGACAGACUCCACUCACCUGCUCUGGUCACACCCGGCCUGUGGUGGACUUGGCGUUUAGUGGAAUAACUCCCUACGGCUACUUCCUCAUCAGCGCCUGCAAGGAUGGCAAGCCCAUGUUGCGCCAGGGAGACACAGGGGACUGGAUUGGAACGUUUCUGGGUCACAAAGGCGCAGUCUGGGGAGCCACUCUGAACACAGACGCCACCAAGGCAGCCACCGCCGCAGCCGACUUCUCAGCGAAAGUGUGGGAUGCAGUGAGUGGCGAUGAAGUUCUCACCCUGGCACAUAAACACAUUGUCAAGACUGUCACCUUUACUCAGGACAGCAACUGCCUGUUGACAGGAGGCAACGACAAGCUCCUGCGCAUCUAUGAUCUCAGCAGCCCUGACUCAGCGCCACAGGAGAUUGCCGGUCAUACCUCAGCCAUCAAGAAGGCCCUGUGGUGUAACGACGACAAACAGAUCCUCUCGGCCGCAGAGGAUAAAACUAUAAGACUCUGGGACAGAAGCUCCAUGGAGGUGGUGAAGACGCUGGCCUUUGAUGCGUCCGUGAGCAGCAUGGAGUACGUGGCUGACGGCGAGAUCCUUGUAAUCACGUACGGCAAGACGAUCGCGUUCUACAACGCUCUCAGCCUGGACUUGAUCAAGGCUGUGGAGGCGCCAGCUCCCAUCAACUCGGCUUCCCUCCACCCAGAAAAGGACUUUUUUGUUGCUGGUGGCGAGGACUUCAAGCUCUAUAAGUUUGACUACAGCACCAAGGAAGAGCUGGAAUCCUACAAAGGUCACUUUGGUCCUGUGCACUGUGUCCGCUUCAGCCCGGACGGCGAGCUGUACGCCAGCGGCUCCGAGGACGGCACUCUUCGUCUGUGGCAGACGGCAGUGGGGAAAACCUAUGGCCUUUGGAAAUGUGUUCUUCCUGAGGACCUCGGAGCAGAGAACACAGAGCCGCUCUAUACUACGCCCCCUGAGAUAAAAGUCUAAAUAAAAAAAAAAAAUGAUUUGGAAAAUGCACACAAAAAGGUUGCAAAAAAAACAACAAGGAACGGUGGUCCAGGUUGUAUCAGGCCCCAGCAAGGAGCAGAGUCGGGAGCAUCUCCAUCUGCCAGGAACUGAUGUGGAUAUUAUGGGUGACUUGUCUGUCAUAGACAACGCCCACCCACCCACACACUCACACACACACACACACACACACGGUUUAUGCAGGCAUGUGGCCAGUGAGGGCUACAGGGUAAAGCAGCAGAGCUUAUUGGGUGUGUUUUGUUCAUGGCUGCCUGCUUUCUCUCUGAUCAGCUGCGUUGUUUAUGUCUGCGUAAACAUUUGUACGCUCAGUUUUGGUUUCAUCGUAUUUCAUAACGAGCAUAAUGGACAUUUUUCUUUUCAGUUCAUGGUCACAGCAUCGGAGCUACUUCUACAUGCAAACUCUGUGAGGACCUUUUGGUUUAUUUGCUUUGAGGGUUUGCUGGAGCUGCACACCUUAUGGAAAAAAAGUUCAUUGUACAAGUAAAAGAAUGUUUUGUGACAAAGUGGAAAGGGAAAGAAAUAUGUCACCUUUUCCUUUUUGGUUUAAUUGUCAUCCAAUGGUUAAAUAAACAAAUGUGUUACUGUUUUAUUUCAAGGUAAUGCACAAAA